CGGAUUGGCAGCUCCGAGCGCCAACCGGGAGCGCCCGCUCCCUUUGCUGCAGCCAAUGGCAGGGAGGGGGCGGGCUGCGGCGGGGAGCGUGGGUGAGAGAAUGGCAAAAAAGAAUACACAAAGCAAAGAAAUGAAGGAGGAAAAAAGGAAAAAGCUAAAGCAGCGUGUGGCCCCAAAGGGAGAGCUGGAAUCAGAAAGUGAACCAAAGAAAAUGAAACAGAGUCUGCAGGCAACAGAUGAAGAAGAUCUUACCCCAGAGGAAAGAAGGAAACUGGAAAGAAAAUUGAAAAAAGAGCGCAAGAAGGAAGAAAAGAAGCUGAUGAGAGAAGCUGGAAUCUCUACUAAAAAAGAAGAGCCCAAAAAGCUUUCAGGAUCUGAGCUGGCUCUGGCCUAUUUAACCAGCUGGUCUAAAAAUCCAGAAGAAUGGAAGUUUCAAAAAACAAGACAAACCUGGCUUCUCUUGCACAUGUAUGAUAAAGAGAAGGUUCCAGAUGAGUAUUUCACCAUUUUACUGGAUUAUCUGCAGGGACUUCGAGGCAGUGCACGAGACACAACUGUGCAGAAAGCUGAAGCUCUUAUGAAGGAGUUGGAUGGGUCGGAUGCAGAAGACCCAAGCAUGGUGGAGAAGAGCGAGCGAAUACGACAAGUUCUGCAACUGCUGUCCUGAGAGUGCUUUUGUGUCUUGAUGGUUGUCUGGUGGAGAGAAGGAUAGAAUGUAAUACACAGAUAAUACAAAUCAGCUGUAAAGACAUAUUUUGAUACUGAAUCUUUACGCUAAAUUUUCAUAUUUUGCACUUGUGUUUUCCAACUACAAUUAUUUAUCAUGUUUUGAGGUGAUGAAAUCAAAACAGAACACCGUAUUUGAUCCACAGACAUGCUGUUUUGAUUAAAAGUAAUCUUACUGCACAUCUUUAGAAAAAUAAACCUCUCUUUCUUGUUAGUUUUUCUCCACUUCCCCAUGUACUUAAUGUUAAAUAAGAGGAGCUUUGCAGUUCUUAAUAAGAAGAGCAAAGCAACCAACAAAAAGCCUGGAGGUUCUUUUACAAUGGCAGCUUUUAAAAUUAACAUACAGUACAGUGCCUGCUCAUCCAGCUGUAAUCUAUCACUUUCAGCUUUAGAAGUAUGUCAUUUGGAUUUGGGAAAGAUCAUUUUCAGUCUGUUGAACACGGGUUGUAUAACACAGUUGCUUAUUAGUACUUAACGCAGUGAUCUGGAGAUACCAUCAGCUUUGUUAGUUUUCCUUGUAUAUUUUAAAGGUUUCAAAUGCUUUAUGGCAAUUGUUUAGAUAUUUAGAUAAUGUGCAGAUGGGGACAGAUCAAAUCCUUCGACCACAUGUAGUGAAAUCAUCUGAUUGUACAUAAACUUAUGCUAAGAUGAGAAGUGCCAUGCUGCAACUUUUUGUGUAUAGCCUGCCAAUGUUACAUUUUUUGUCUUUCUCUUGUAAUUGGCAUCCAAAAGAGUUUAUUUGUGUUCAUUUGCUUUGACACAGGACAUUUGUCUCCUAUGAAUAUGCUGAAAAUGAGGCUUUCAAGUAAAAAACAAGGACAUUAAUUACUCAAAA
Molecule: messenger RNA, 1561 nt
Organism: Cygnus atratus (black swan)
Lineage: Eukaryota; Metazoa; Chordata; Aves; Anseriformes; Anatidae
Gene: CHLSN
Product: chromosome 15 C7orf50 homolog
Exons: 5
Coding region: 56-667 (203 amino acids)
Source: RefSeq, a predicted model, not a curated record